UGUGGGCGUCCAAUCCGUCUGGUUCUCGAGCUCAUACAUGACUUCACUAUCAACGUUACACAAGUUGGGAAACUUCAUAUCUAGGAUUUCGCCGUCGCAAACGUUUGACAAAGAUGACGGAAAGCUCUGCGAACAAGCUGCAAAACGGAGAAGCUAGUCACCGGAACUCAAACGGUAAAAAUUCGAGUAAAAAUGGCUUCGUGAAGAACCACUGCCUGUUUCGGCAGCCACAGAAGUAUCGUCGCCCCAGGGAGACGAACCAAAAUGUCACGCACAACUCCAGCCUGUACAAGAAGCCCUUUGUGGAAUCCUUUGAGGAGACUCCCCUGCUGGUGGCUGUGCUCACCUACAUGGGCUACGGCAUCCUCACCGUCUUUGGCUACCUCCGAGACUUCCUCCGCCACUGGAGCAUCGAGAAGUGCCAUGUGGCUCGGGAGAAAGAGGAGCAGAAGGAUUUCGUCCCCCUCUAUCAGGACUUUGAGAACUUUUACACCAGGAACUUGUACAUGAGAAUUCGAGAUAACUGGAACCGACCCAUCUGUAGUGUCCCUGGUGCUAAGAUGGACCUGGUGGAGAGAGUUUCACAUGACUACAACUGGACCUUUGAGCACACAGGCAGAGUGGUGAAGGACGUCAUCAACAUGGGCUCAUACAAUUACCUGGGCUUUGCUGAGAAUACUGGGGCUUGUGCCGAUGCUGCCAUUGAGGCCACGGAAAAGUAUGGUGUUGGAGUUGCAAGCUCUCGCUGUGAAAUGGGGAACCUGGACAUCCAAGAGAAGCUGGAGCAGUUGGUGGCAAGGUUCCUGGGUCUUGAGUCAUCAAUGAUUUUUGGCAUGGGCUUUGCAACCAAUUCCAUGAACAUUCCUGCUCUCACUGGGAAGGGUUGUCUUAUUCUCAGUGAUGAGCUGAAUCAUGCCUCUCUGGUGCUAGGGGCCCGCUUGUCCGGCUCAACCAUCCGGGUCUUCAAACACAACAACAUGCAAAGCCUGGAAAAGCUGCUGAGAGAUGCUAUUGCUCACGGCCAGCCAAGAACCCACCGCCCCUGGAAGAAGAUUCUGAUCGUGGUGGAGGGCAUAUACAGUAUGGAGGGGUCCAUCGUGCGCCUGCCAGAGGUCGUUGCUCUGAAGAAGCGCUACAAGGCAUAUCUGUACCUCGAUGAGGCCCACAGCAUCGGGGCCCUGGGGCCUAAUGGCAGAGGAGUGGUGGACUACUUUGGCCUGGAUCCCACAGACGUCGACAUCAUGAUGGGAACAUUUACCAAGAGCUUCGGUGCUGCUGGAGGAUACAUUGCAGGCAAAAAGGACCUGAUCAACUUCCUGCGGUGCCACUCUCACAGCGCCCUGUACGCUACCUCCAUGUCCCCCCCUGUGGCCCAGCAGAUCAUCACCUCGAUGAAGAUCAUCAUGGGAGAGGAUGGAACCACACUGGGUGCCGAUCGCCUCAGGCAGCUCUCAGAGAACACCACCUACUUCCGUAGGAAACUCAGAGAAAUGGGCGUUGUCAUCUACGGGAACGAUGACUCUCCUGUAGUGCCUAUGAUGCUCUACAUGCCUGCCAAAAUCGGGGCGUUUGGACGGGAGAUGUUGAAGAGAAAUAUUGGCACCGUGGUGGUCGGCUUCCCAGCAACACCCAUCAUCGAGUCCAGGGCGCGUUUCUGUGUGUCCGCUGCCCAUACCAAAGAGAUGCUGGACACAGCUUUGAAGGCCACAGACGAAGUGGGUGACCUGCUGCAGCUCAAAUACUCCAGACGGGAACAGCCCUUUCCUUCGCUUGGGUGGAUGGCCAAGGAGAGCCUGCUUCAAGAUUGAGCAACAUCCAACACCAACCACUUACCUUUUCUUGCCUAAUUUUCCUAAUUUUCCUCUUCACCAUAUGUCCUUACAUCGGUCUCCGGUCACCAGAACAUCUUCAAACCCUUUUGGAAGCCUUAUAACCAGCACUGCUCAUUAGCCUGUGUGCAGUUUCUGCAGCUGAUUCCACCCACACCCUUCCCAACGUCGUUUCACUGUCCUAAUUUAUUUUGAUUGCAUCACAUCGAGGCCUUUUCCUGUAUGCAUAUUGAACGUGUGUCUUUAUUUGUGCAAUAAUAACAACCAUAAGACCAUUUUUUGCCAUGUGUUCCCUCUCAUGGACUUGGAAAAACAGAGUAAAGAAAACAAUAAAUUGGAUCAGAUUAGUAGCUAUGAUUAAAACAGCAAGAGAAAAUAUGUAAAUAUUAUUUAUCCCAAAGUUGGUAAUGCUACCAUAGGGUAGCAUCUGAAAACCUCCAAUACAGAUGCAUUAUUUCACAGGAGUAACAUUUGCAUACUCCCUAUGUAUUCAUGUGAUGGCUUGUUCUAAUUACUUUUACUUGAACAGCAGAGAGAAUACUGGGUUCUUUCCCUCACCAAAGGAUGUAUACAUAUAGAUGUGUUUUCUACCCUUUUCUCUUACAAUGCAACGCAGAUGUUCCUAUUUAACAGAGAAAGAAUCGCAGGGAUCAACACAAAGGAAUAUUUUUAUUUCUUAUAGAGACUUAUUUACUUGCACUCAAAUGUGAGCACAGUGUCUUAAACAUUUCUAUAAGCUAACGAGCUGCAUGAGUGACCUGUUUUUCUUCUUUUUUCUUUUUUUUUUUUGCUGAGUCCAUGUUGCUUUCAUGUGAAUCUGUGGCACCCCAUGACUUAGAUCUGUAUGUAUGACGAUGUUCCAUUCCUUUACCAUCCCAUCAGUGGCCACACCCUGCGCCCCCCCCCCCCCCCCCACCCCAGGGGGAAACACUGCAUCUGAUUUACAGACCUUGUAUUUAUUCCAAAUGUCUAUUGUAUAGCUAAAAGGCAGCUCAACAUGUGUUUUAACUGAGCAUCUACAUGUCUUAACUUCAGUGCCAGCACUACUGACAGGCGUUCUACAUGCACAGAUGACGUAGUCCCGGAUAUUUGUCAAAUUUGAGUGCGUUUGCUUCAAAUGUUGUUUUUAUUUUUUAACGCUCUAUGACAUUCCAUAUCAACCUGCUUUCAGUGUCACAUGUUGGGUUUGGUUUUUGUCCUUUCAGUGUGAGACCACCCUGAAGAAGGCUGUUAAAUAGUCUGUUCUUAGAGUCUAGCACUCAAUCGAUGUGAACUGGAGUGCAGCCAGUCACAAAGCCGCCGGUUGUCUGGCAAUGUGAUCAUUCCUAUGAGGGUUCUUCAAAGUGACUACCCUCAACUCAAGUUUAAAGAAGCUUUUGUUGAGGGGUUUUUUGCGGCUUAGCAGAGCACAACGGUUUAGCAAUACAUGCUUUGGAAAUGAUCUGCACUGCUAUCGUUGAGUGAGUCAUUCCAAUAUUGUUUUUCUUCAGCAACAAAUCGGAUGCAUUUGUUUUCAAUAAUAGGUUAGCGGAUGAUUAAGCUCUGAAAUAUGCACUCUGACCUAAUGAAAAAAGUUGUCAGUAGCACCGUGCAGUGUCUUAGGUCUCCACAUUUCGGUCUAGAGGCAGUAUGUGUAAAUCCAACGACCUCGUCCCACAUUGGAACAGCAACGAAAGUGAACAGCGAUUAUCAAAAUGUUUGAGUAGCUCGGAGCUCUGACUUUGCGUUGCACAAACACCUGCACACUGACCUACAGUGUCCAUUGGAAAAUGGUUUAUCAGUAGCGUUUGCCCUUGGUAUUGUAUUUGUGUUGAAGAUAAACCACUUGGAGGAGUUUGAAGCUAUGUUUGUUGACUCUGUUUUUGGAAGCAGUGCUACAACGAUUAAAGCACUUUCUUUGGAUCAAG
This is a messenger RNA of Pungitius pungitius (ninespine stickleback), 3736 nucleotides long. RefSeq names its product serine palmitoyltransferase, long chain base subunit 2b (gene sptlc2b). Gene Ontology annotation, cellular component: serine palmitoyltransferase complex. The transcript is spliced from 12 exons. Gene Ontology annotation, biological process: sphingosine biosynthetic process; ceramide biosynthetic process. Lineage: Eukaryota; Metazoa; Chordata; Actinopteri; Perciformes; Gasterosteidae. The coding region runs from base 114 to 1808 and encodes 564 amino acids. Gene Ontology annotation, molecular function: pyridoxal phosphate binding; serine C-palmitoyltransferase activity. The record is from RefSeq and is a predicted model, not a curated record.